Messenger RNA from Aegilops tauschii subsp. strangulata, 1209 nucleotides. The record is from RefSeq and is a predicted model, not a curated record. Lineage: Eukaryota; Viridiplantae; Streptophyta; Magnoliopsida; Poales; Poaceae.
AUGGGGACAAAGGUGCAUCAGUUGAUGGCAGUGAGAGGGGAGAAGACAAAGGCGCAGCAGUUGAUGGCAGUGAGAGGGGAAGAAGACGACGAUGAAGAAGACGAGGAUGGUUAUGGUGAUGAUAAAGGGGGAUCCAAUGGAGGCAUCGACAGCUGCGAUGAUGAUGAUGAUGACAACGCCCCUGGUUCUGGUGGUACAGGCGGCAACACAUCCAGGAGGACUAGCACUUCUGCCACCCCUGCCAGCAGCAGCAAUUCAUUGAGUAGCAGGAGCACACUACAGAUGUUGAUUGACAAAACUUGCUGGAAAGACAAGGAUUUGCCGAAGUCAAAGAAAAAUGACGAAGCAGAGUCUCAGGGCAGCAUUGAUAUGUUCAAGCUCUGCAACUUGAAGCCAGCUUUGCCAACCACCUUUCCCGUGCCAGAUUUUACCGACCAAGAUAUGUGUGAGAAGAUCAACUUUGCCAUUGACAAGAGCCUGUUCUUAUCAAGUGAUGCUGAAAAGAAUCAAAUUGACAUGGAGGAAGCAGGAAAGGGUCUUGACUGGGUUCAUUCAAUGAAAAAAUACAAGGAAUAUUUGAAGCAGCUUCCAGACCUAAGCUCCAACAAGAGCAAGGCAGCAUCCAUGGCAAACCCUCACGUGGUCCAGAAGCGUAAAGCAAUUUCAAUGAAGAAGAAUCUGCAGUUGCCUCAAACCAAGGAGAAGAUGGUGAGUGCAGAUGCUGAAGUAAAUAUGGUCAAGGAAGCUGUGCUUCAAACUGAUAUGCCAACUGUAGUGAGCAGAGAGCCAACCACCAUCACAGGAGUUCAACAGAUCAAGGGGAAGAAUCCCCUUUCAACAGUCCCACCAAAACCACCUAAGCAGCAAAAGAUUGUCAAGUUUGCCAGGGGCACAAAGGGGGAACAUGCCACAAAAGGUUUGGGGUUCAGAGACGAGAGAGAAUUGCGUGCCGCAGCCAUUGAUGCAGGGGUGCCAAGUUCUGCUAGAUUGCUGCCAACUCAGACUGGAAAGAUGCCAACUACAGAUACCAGUGUGCCAACUGAUGUGUCAGUUAGCAGCGUGGUCACAGUCAAAACCACCACAGCUGCUCAGGAAGGCACCACUACAACUGUAAGCCCCAAGGUGCCUACUCAUAGAGAUGCUUCAAUGCCAAACACAAAAGGAGGUGAUCCUACUACCAAAGUGCCGUCCCCAAGAGCUAGCACAUAG